Emericellopsis atlantica is the source of this 882-nucleotide messenger RNA. RefSeq lists its product as uncharacterized. The transcript has 4 exons. Gene Ontology annotation, molecular function: protein binding. NCBI's taxonomy places the organism in Eukaryota, Fungi, Ascomycota, Sordariomycetes, Hypocreales, Bionectriaceae. The record is from RefSeq and is a predicted model, not a curated record. Bases 1 to 882 code for a protein of 293 amino acids.
AUGGCUCCAACAACCCCUCCGAAGAAAUCCCCGUCAAAGCUACCCAGCCCUCCGGCCAACAAAGCAGAGUCCCCAAAAGAGGGAACAAAGGCGACUUCAUCAUCACCACCGGUCAAGGUCAAAACUGAAGACGACUCUGAGCGCGACUCAUUGUCUGCCGUUCCGCCCCCACCCAGCACCGCUGACCGGAGAACCUUCAAAGUAGAGGAGCAGACUGCCGCCGAAAUAGUGGUCGAUGUCAAAAACCUCAUCCCCAGUGAGAUUCCCGCAACCUUGGCAAAUGAACAGCACGAGUCUUUGAAAACCUUGUACUGCGAUACGUUAUUUACGGAUCUGACCAUCGCCUGCAAGGACCAAACAUUCAAUGUGCACAAGGUCGUCGUAUGCACGCAGUCAAGUGUCCUUCGACGCUAUGCCAUGGACACCGCCAAUUUUACAGAUGGGUUCCUGGUGAUGCGCAUCUCCCGAGCUGAUCUCAUGCAAGCGGCCAUCCAAUUCCUGUAUCUCAAGGUGUACGAGCUGCCUUCCCCAGCAACUGAGAAGAAAGUGUGGUCCACGAAGCCCAAGCACAGCGUGGCCGAAUUCCUCUUCAACUUGGAGCUCUAUGACUUGGCCGACAAACUGGAUCUGCCCAACCUCAAGACCAGCAUCGUCCAGCAACUCGCCAAGUGGAACACGUACAGGCGCAAGGUGGUCAACUUUCCCACGUUCCACAAGGCGAUCAACUUUAUUACGGACAACAUCAGCAACAAGAACGAUCCCAUCCACGACGCCGUUGCAAACGUGCUCGUCCGCAACAAGAAGGCUUUGCGGACGAAUGACAUGCUAGAGUGGCUGAAGGUGCGCCCGGAGAUGAUUCUGGAUCUCUUGACUCGCAUUUGA